This is a messenger RNA of Nicrophorus vespilloides, 929 nucleotides long. RefSeq names its product 15-hydroxyprostaglandin dehydrogenase [NAD(+)]-like. Gene Ontology annotation, molecular function: oxidoreductase activity, acting on the CH-OH group of donors, NAD or NADP as acceptor. Lineage: Eukaryota; Metazoa; Arthropoda; Insecta; Coleoptera; Silphidae. The coding region runs from base 81 to 854 and encodes 257 amino acids. The record is from RefSeq and is a predicted model, not a curated record. The transcript is spliced from 5 exons. Gene Ontology annotation, cellular component: cytoplasm.
ACUUGUGUUAGCUAUAAAACGGUCGAGAUUACAGCUCCGACCGCAGUUUCGAAUGCGAAAACUUAGAGAAUUAUCUAAAAAUGGGUUACGAUUUUAAUGGUAAAGUGGCCGUUGUUACUGGUGGUGCCGACGGCAUCGGUCUCUGCAUCGUUAAAGAGCUUUUGCUAAAUGGAGUCAAGGGCGUCGUUAUAGCGGACAUUAACGUCGUGCUUGGCGAGAAUGCUGUAAAAGAGUUGGGAACUGAUAGAACAUGUUUCAUCCGGACCGAUGUCACGAAUUCCGCUCAACUGGAAGAUAGCUUUAAACUGGCGAUCAGCACUUUCGGCGGAUUGGAUAUAGUUUGUAACAACGCAGGCAUCUUCAACGAAAGGAAUUGGCGUCUCACGAUUAAUGUUAAUAUUAAUGCCGUUGUGGAUGGAGUAUUGUUGGCUUUUAGAUAUUUGGGAAAGAACCAUGGAGGAAAAGGAGGAAUUAUUAUGUCAACAAGCUCUAUCUUCGGAGUGCAACCAAACCCAUGCGCUCCCAUCUACUCGGCCACCAAAUUCUUCGUUAAUAACUUGACUCGCGCCCUCGGAACUCCCUUCUACUACAACUUGACAGGUGUCAAAUUAGUCACGGUAUGCCCGGGUAUGACGGAGACCACGAUGCCUCUGGGUGCUCAGGGGUUGGAAGACAUGGAAGGCCUCCCGCAGUACAUGCAACAGAACUUCUCCAAGUUAAUACCGCAAACGGCCGAGCACGCAGCCAAAGGGGCGAUAAUUAUCAUGAAGGAAGGUGCGAACGGAAGCACUUGGGUCGUUGCUGAAAACAAACCCCCGUACGAGCACAAACCAGAUAUGCCCACAUCAAUUUAAACCAAACUUGUAUAACAAUAAAAAUAAUUUUAAGUAUUUGGAAACACAUUUUAAUAAAUGCACUUCUAAUUUGUA